Molecule: messenger RNA, 9042 nt
Organism: Nothobranchius furzeri (turquoise killifish)
Lineage: Eukaryota; Metazoa; Chordata; Actinopteri; Cyprinodontiformes; Nothobranchiidae
Gene: zbtb47b
Product: zinc finger and BTB domain containing 47b
Biological process (GO): regulation of transcription by RNA polymerase II
Cellular component (GO): nucleus
Molecular function (GO): DNA-binding transcription factor activity, RNA polymerase II-specific; protein binding
Source: RefSeq, a predicted model, not a curated record
GCUCCAAUCACCAAUUCCUUCUGCAAAAGCAGCCUCUGCAUUUUUCUGACUGAACGCUACAGCAACACUGGAGGGGCAAAGACAGAUGAGAGGGCAGGAGAAAUGUGAAAAAGGCUGAGGAAAUGUGACAAUCUAACGAUCAUUUUCAUGGCGAGGGGGAAACUGGAGCGAAAGGAGUUAUUCUGGGACUCCUUUGAGCCUCGAAACGCUGGAUCAAAAUGCUCAUAGUGGAGAAGACCACAGACUUCCCCUCUGCUGAGUUCUCUCUAGUGGAGGAUGUGGCUCUGCACUUCACCUGUUUGAUGGACAGGCUGAACGAGCAGCGUCUCUUCCAGCCUGACCUGUGCGACGUUGACAUCGUCCUGGUGCAUCAGCACAGCACCUUCCCAGCCCAUAAAGGAGUGCUGGCAGCUUAUAGCCCCUUCUUCCACUCUCUUUUUGCUCAGAGCAAACAGCUACGGCGAGUGGACUUGUCACUGGACGCCCUAACAUCUCAGGGCUUACAGCAGAUCCUCAACUUCAUCUACACCUCCAAGCUGCUGGUGAGCAGCAGCACAGUUCGUGAUGUGCUUAAUGCCGCCACCCUGCUUCAGAUGAGCGACAUUGCGGCUUCCUGCCGCGAUCUCAUCAGCAGCCACUCCUUGAGAACCACCUGCAGAGACAUGGCCAAUCAGGAGGACCCAGCUGUCGUGGCAAUGCCUCCCAGCCAGCUCUACCGGGAAAUCAAACAGGAGUCAGACCUCGGCAGGGUGUACACGAGAGAAGGCAGCAGCCCGUUCUCUGUAGGGGUGAAGGAGCUGAAGGAGGAGGGUGCAGUGGGCGUGGCCAGCAUGGGCGUGGCUGCUUCAUGUAAAGUGGAGGCCAAUGGAGAGAAGUCAAAAACAGCCUCCUUCAACAGAAACCAGAUCAUCGUAGAGGUCAACCUCAACAAUCAGACCUUGAACGUCUCAAAGGGAUCCGAGGGAUCUGCCACCGUCACGGAGUCCAUGUUUGGUCGUCGCCAUGAUGAGCAGGACUCUGAGGGCGAUGAGGACAAUGAUGCUGAAAAUAUCGGAGUUGGAGAAGAGGAUGUAGAAGUUUUAAAGAGGACGGACUUAUUGGGGCAAAGCAGUGAAGAGGAAGAUGAGGAGGAGGAGGAGGAAGAGGAGAACACUCUUAACAUUCCAGGAUUAGAGCAGCCUGUUGUUAUGGAUCGACCUCGCCGGGGCACCAGAGCCCUGACGUUGGCGGGAACCGCCGCCUCCAUGCGCCAGACGCUCGCAGAGGCCACGCUGGCCAACCAGCGGCAGGCUGGGAAGGGAACGCUGGACAUGGAGGGCCUGGGUCAAAAGGUCAGACUGGAGGAGAAACAGCACUUCCCGUGUAAGAGGUGCCCUCGCAUCUUCAACAACCGCUGGUACCUGGAGAAGCACAUGAAUGUGACUCACAACCGCAUGCAGAUCUGCAGCAACUGUGGGAAACGCUUCCUUCUGGAGAGCGAGCUGCUGCUGCACCAGCAGACGGACUGUGAGAGGAGCAUUCAGUGUGUGGCAUGCGGCAAGGCCUUCAAGAAGCUGUGGUCGUUGCACGAGCACAACAAGAUCAUCCACGGCUACGCGGAGAAGAAGUUCUCAUGCGAGAUUUGCGAGAAGAAGUUUUACACCAUGGCUCAUGUCAGGAAGCACAUGGUCGCCCACACUAAGGACAUGCCGUUCACCUGUGAGACGUGUGGGAAGUCGUUCAAGCGCAGCAUGUCCCUGAAGGUUCACUCCCUCCAGCACUCGGGAGAGAAACCCUUCAAGUGUGAGAACUGCAGCGAGCGUUUCCAGUAUAAAUACCAGCUGCGUUCCCACAUGAGCAUCCACAUCGGACACAAGCAGUUUAUGUGCCAGUGGUGCGGGAAGGACUUCAAUAUGAAGCAAUACUUUGAUGAGCACAUGAAGACACACACUGGAGAGAAGCCGUACAUCUGUGAGAUCUGUGGGAAAAGCUUCACCAGCCGGCCCAACAUGAAGCGCCACCGCCGCACCCACACCGGAGAGAAGCCGUACCCGUGUGAGGUAUGCGGCCAGCGCUUCCGCUUCUCCAACAUGCUAAAAGCCCACAGGGAGAAGUGCUUCCGCGUCAGCAACCCGAUGGUCUCGGACUGCAGCAACCCCCUCGGUCUCAUCCGGCCCAUCAUGGACUCUCCCGCCACGCCCAUCACCAUGCCUGCCGCUGCCUCCAGUCCCCAGUUACCCCUACCGCCGCCUUUGUUCUCUGCUGGUAGGAUAAACUCCAACAACUAACAGAUCUUUGUAGCAUCUGAAGCACUUUGUGAGAGAAGGAGAGAUGCACCGAUGUGAUGCAGAGGAAAGAACUGAGAAAAAGGACAAUUAUUUUUACUUAAAGACAGUAGAUAACCUCAGACCAGCUCAGUCCCACUUUUAUUUGAUCAGACAUUGAUUGUAGCGUCUGCUUCAAAAUAAUUUUCUCUCAAAUAGAAAUAAGGACUUUUUUUAAAGUGUUUGCCAAAAUGUAGCGAGCAGCUCUGGUUUGACCCAGCAUUAACCAAAAGCUGAACGUGUACAUGUGUGUCACCUCCAAUAAUCCAACCUGCUAUAGGGAAAAUAACAUUACAUUACAUUAAUAUCUGAACCUGCACCUUCAGUUUAACUGCACUCAUAUUUAAAAUGUACUCCUAACUGUUUCAUCUGAUAUAAUUGUGAUUGUGUGUAACUCGUGGCACGUUUCUAAGAGAAGUUUGAGGUGUGUGUGUGUGUGUGUGUGUGUGUGUGUGUGUGUGUGUGUGUGUGUGUGUGUGUGUGUGUGUGUGUGUGUGUGUGUGUGUGUGUGUGUGUGUGUGUGUGUGUGUGUUGGGGGUGUUAGCAUAUAAGCUAGUUCACUCUAAUCCUAAAACAUUUUGCCUGUUAGUCUACUAUCAUAAUUUACUCAAACCGGCAGUAUAGUUGCACUAUAGACCGAGUUAUAAUGUUAUUAAAAAUGUUGCAGCUUAUUCUUUUUUCAACUAAAAGUCCUUUGUAUCAUGAGAUUGCAGGAUAGAAAAAAACUUGGCUAAUUCAGCAUAUCUUGUAUAUAAUAUUCAAUUACGAUGUAGAACAGUAAAACAAUAAACCGCUUUUUUAUUAACAUAAGAUUUGUCCAUGAAGUUUGAGGCUACGUCGCUAAAGCUCCAUUUAUUAGAUUUUCUUCUUUAUAGGAUCUAAGCUCACUAUAAAGUGGACUAGUGUAGAAAGAUUAUGAACGAUUAAUAUCUCAGCCAGUGGUGUUCCAACAUUUGUCCAAUUGGGAAUAAACAUAAGCCAAAAAUAGUCCAAUUUUAACAAAAUAGGAUUAAAUUGUUUGUUUUUACAGAUAUAAAAUGGUUCUCAUCUCUUGGUCCUGAGAAUUAGUUUUGUUUAAUUAUCAGCUACAAGAACAAGAUCUGGGUCAUUUAUUUUUGUAUGUUUGGUAAAUAAUAUGCACAAGUCCGAUUUUUGGGAGGAGUUUAUCUUCCAAAAAGUUAAAUAAAAAGCAAAAAAUGUGGUUUAUAAAAACAAAAACGUUGUGUUGCAUUCAAGGUUUUCAAUUUAAAAAAUAUGCAUGCUGCAAAUUGGAGACUUCAGAUUUUUAUCUGUUGUAGAUUUCUCAUUUAACAACCUCAGUUUAAAAAAAAAGAUAUACUUAUGGCCAGAUUGACGGGCUAAUGGCUAGUUCAAGCUGGUCCAGGACUGGCGUCUGCUAUGUUUAGCUUCAGCUGCAAAGCUGUUCAUGCAAAUACAUUUUUAUAACUGUCUAAAUGUCAAAUUAUUUGUGCACAAAUAUAAUAGGUUAGAUUUCCUGUUCAAAGUGACUUGGGUUUGAUUUUUAGCAUCUAACCAGAAGCUAGCUAGUUCUAGCAUCCGACACGCAGAACUUUGUUGAUUAAAAAAAAAUGUAAAGCAUGAUAGAAACGUGUGUGCACAAACAUUACAAGACAACUAUCAUGUUGUUCCUGAUUAGACUAGCCGUUAGCUCGUCAGUGAGGUCAUAAUUUAGCUUUUUCUUCUCAGUGAGGCUGUUCAAAGAGACUUCUAUACUUAAAACCCGCCUCUGAACUUAAAAUAAAAAAAAAAUUCUCCUUAGCUAAGCUUGCAGCUGGUUAAACAAUAAACGUGUACAAGUGGUGUCACAAAUUUCCUUCAGCUCUCUCAGCCUAAUUGCAAAUAACAGUUUCAGAUGUGAUUAGAGUCUGUGUGCACUAUUGAAAAGCUCCCAAUCACCUUAAUGUAGCCCACUUGUAGUGUAGCAUUAACUCGAUAUACAGUUGUGUUUUAAUUUUUGCUGAUUAAAUAGAGAAAUGUGUCCCAUGUGCGUCUGAGCUGGUGCUACGGAAAGCCAAAGUUUCUUUAAACAUAAUAGGUUGUUUGUCAUUUUCAAUUUCAGGCUAAGUUUAGCUCUUUAUUAGUGAAAUUCAUUUCUCUGUUUUUUUUACAACAACAAUACAUAUUUCUGUUUUUUAUUAUUUAAUCUAAUUUCUUCAGGACAGAAAAAUAUGUUUAUGUGGAAAAAAUAAGUUAUGAAAAUGUCUAAGGGCUCUAGUUGUGUCUGAUCCCAGAUCUGUGCAUUUGUUACACUACCGUAGGUAUUAAACAAGAGCCUAAAUUAGUAAUGCUUAAUAAUGGUACAUUAGAGUUUUUAGACUCAUUUAAAGCACUUCUUUUGUUUGUUUGUUUUUUCUGCUUUGUACAGAAUCAAGAAUAACUCCAGUUUAGCCAUAGUGGGAAGAGAGAGAGAGAGAGAGAGAGAGAGAGAGAGAGAGAGAGAGAGAGAGAGCCAACGUUUCGCAAAUGAGCAGAAAUUUGAGCCUAUUUUUGUCAUUUAAGCCUGUUUUUGUCCAAAAGAAUAAAAAAAAACAUUUUAUUCUCAAAGUAAAAUGUGCAAAACAAGGUUAGAAACAACAAAAUUGUAUAUAAACGUGUAGCCAUACCUUAAAUGUACUUCCUGGUAUUUAAUCUGCACUAUAAGAAAUGAAAUUUUGAGUGGAAGUUUUGUGGCAACUGACUGUUGAUUCUCUAUAAGAAGCCUCUAGCUGUUAUUGGAUAAACAUUUAUUGGAUAAACAUUUGUUAUUUUAAACAUACAGAUAUCUGUUUUCCACUUUUCAGAGAAGUUUUGAUUAACUGUGGCUUGUGUAUUUGCCUUAUACUUGUAUGGAUUUAUGAAUUUUUGUUUGUUUGUGUGGAAAAUGAUAGCAGCUGAUUGUAAAGGAGAAUUAAUGGCGAACACUACUGAUUAACGCACUUUUGAUUUUGUCGUUCAUGUUUGAGUGAACGCGUAUCAUAAGUCUCCACCCACUCAAGCACCAAAUAACAGACAAUAAUAUUUUAAGAGAAGACAGUAAGGGUAAACACUACAGGAUUUAAUACCUGGGGAAUAAAUAUCAGAGGUGCGUUUUUAUUUUAGGAUCUUAAAAAUGUCUCAUUUGUUUACACAGAGGGGGAGGGGCAUAAAACACGUUUUGCAACCAGCCACUAGGGGCACUACUGAUUCUUUUCGCUUCAAAUUCUGCAUUUCAUUGUUAGUUAUUACAGAUGUUGAUGACUGAAGCAAGGUAAAACAACAACUUUAAUAAUAAUAAUAAUAAUAAUAAACUGCAGUAAGUGAUUGCUAAUUGCUUUUUAGAAAUGGAUCACAUUUCUCAGUCUAACAUCAUCCAGCACUUUGAGUAAAAAAGCCCUACUUUAGUUUUUAAGGUCAGUUAACUACAAGCCAGUGGAAACAGCUCUAUGUGUUUUUAGUUUGUGACAUUUUUAGACAAAAAAGACAAAAAAAUUAAAAGAAUGUGUGAGCAGCCAAAUUAUUUAUGUAAUAAGUAAUGUUUUGUUGAUAAGAGCACUUUAUUCUCCAAAUCGGGUUUAAAAAGUGAAACCGUAAUCUUUCUGAGGAAGGCUGCUGGUGUGUGUGUGUGUGUGUGUGUGUGUGUGUGUGUGUGUGUGUGUGUGUGUGUGUGUGUGUGUGUGUGUGUGUGUGUGUGUGUGUGUGUGCCUUCAAAUGAUCAAAGUGAGAUCGAAGUCUCAUUAAUGAGUCCCUGUUCAACGUUGUGAUCAAUCAAGAAAUCGGUCCUGAAUCGUCCAAAAGCAAAGUCAGCAGACUGUAGUCAUAUAUGAACGAACGCUAAAACGGCUCUAAGAAAUGGUCGUAUUAUUGAUGUUGUAGAGAUCACGCAGGUCGAGUGAGCUGAUCAUCUUGCUGUAAUAAGCAAAAAUGUCAUAUUUCUGUUUUAUUUUUUUUAUCCUCACCAAAAACUAAAUCAAAUCAAUCAUACUUUAUUGAAAACACACACUAAACAGUCCUUUAUGAUCUCCCAGAUUAUUAGAAAAAAAAACAUUUUAAAAUGUAAAUUAACGUUUUGAAAAUUAUGCUAAUUUUCAAAUUGGUUUUUGCACAGGAGUUUAGUUUAGUUUUUCUAUUAGCCAAAUUAUUCUUUACUAAAGCUAAGAGCCAAAGGCUUGAGUUAGUUGUAUUUGUCCUUGAAUCCAAGUUUUAUCAUAAUUAGCUGGAUGCAAACACAUCCAGCGACUCUGCAUUCUGCAUUGCAUUCACCAUAUGUCUACAUAACCUGCUGCCAUGUUUUAUUUCUAUCACAGAUUGAACAAUAGAGCGUAAGUUCUGCUCUUGUAGGCCUGCAGACUUCUCUCACUUAAUGAGAAUAUUCUUUUGAACGUUUAGCUGGGAUUGAUUUUGGCUCCUGGGCAGCACAGAUAGAUAGGAGCAGCAUGUUUAGAGCAGAGGGUGCUCAUGGGAUCGACUCUCUGGGUUACAGAAAUGGGUUUCAUUUAGUGGCCUUCACCUUCAGCUGGAGGGAAAAGUGCCAUUUUAAGAAUGAAUUUAAUCUCCUGUAAGAUGCAUUUUUGUUUAAAGAGUUUAAAGUUAUCUUGUGGUGUCAUGUUUUUGAACAUAUUUUGUGUAUUUUUUAUUUCCUUUUGGCCUGUGUUUGAUUAAAAAUGUGGAGCACCAAAAGGUCAAAAAUUAAGCCAUUUGAGUUAUUAAAAUAAAACGUGAGCUGGAAUGAUUAUUAUUUUUUUAUGAUUGUAACUGAUGGUUCUGGGUGUCUUUUUACUAAAAUGAGGCAUCUUAUUGGAUACAGGGGGCAGUCUUUUUGUCUAUUUUUCAAGAGUUUUCAUUAAUCCUUCACAAUAAGAGCCUGAGGCAUAUAUAUUUACCUGAACACAGCUAAAAAUUAUGAAAUAGUUUGGGGUUCUACCUGAGAACAGUAGUAAAGCUUGCUUUUAGCACCCCCUAGUGGUCAUUACUAAGUUAAGCAUUCGUCUUUUUAACACCUUAAUCUAACUGCUGAAAUGUUUCCUCAGCCUUCAUUAGUGUCUACAGGAGCGGUUCAUCACUAAAUAAAAAAUUUUUAAAAAUCAGCUGUGUUCACGAUCUAAAACAUGCAGGAAAUGUGCUGGAAGCAGACUCCAGGCAUGUCAGCUGCACUUUACUGAGUCCAACAGGGGCUGGACCGGCAAUUCUGAAGUUGCAAGUGCGGUAUGCUGGCAACAGACGGCGGUGAGAGCUUGAGUAACAUUUCAUAAGUAACAGAUUAUUUUAGCACAUACUGGCUCAAGAAAAUGAUUUAAAAAUAUGAAAAAGUAUGGCUUUAAUAAAACAUUUUCAGCUCCCUGAACCACCAUUUUCAAUUAUACUGAAAAAUGAUCUCACACAGUCGGGUUUUAGAGGACUUUAGUUCUGACCAUACAGAUGAACUAGCGGCUAGUAGAUUGGGGGCUACGGUGACACAGGAGUUAAGUGCUCGCCCCGUAAUCAGAAGGUUGCAGGUUCGAGCCCCGGUCACUCAGUCACUGUUGUUGUUUCCUUGGGCAAGACACUUAAUCCCCCUUGCCUGCUGGUGGUGGUCGGAGGGACCUGUGGCGCCAGCGCUCAGCAGUCUCGCCCCUGUCAGUGUGUCCCAGGGCAGCUGUGGCUACAUCGUAGCUCAUCACCAUCAGUGUGUGAAUGUGUGUGUGAAUGGGUGAACGGGUGAAUGACUGAUUGUGUUGUAAAGCGCCUUGGGGCGUCCCAGGACUCUAGAAGGCGCUAUAUCAAAUACAGGCCACUUAUCACUUACAAUAAAUUGCUGCCACAUUAAAACAAGUCAAAAAAUCUUUAUGGAAUUUUGUGUGAAUAAUUAUUAUUAUAUAAAUUCCAUUCAUAUAACAUUCCAACCGGAAGUCCUCCAGGCUGCACCGCUAGCUGCUGCGGUCAUAAUUUGCACUUAUAAAAACCACGUAGUUGUUAUAAUCAUCCAUGUGAUUUCACAUUUCUUGCUGAGUAGAGGUUCAUUAGUUUAAUUACUAAUUCCCUUUAACUUAGCCUUGUUCAUGCUGACAUUAGCACUUGUGUCCGAUCAGAGCUAGUCCUUUUUAAAACUGAUUUUCCAAAUAGCCAUCUACCACAGGUAAAAUGAUAAUUGUUUUAAAAAUAUAAGCUAGCCAGAAAUCUGUUAAUGUUUAAAUGGUUUGAGGGAAUUUCUUGGGGAAAUAAAAUCCAAGAAGAGGUAAUACUAGCAUAGAAAAAUGAAGUAAAAUCUGUUAGAUUCUUAAUUUAUUUACAACAAUUAAACACAAAUAUUAGAAUUUUGCCAGUAUUGGAGCUCCAUACAUUAUUCAAAACUUACAAGUAAACGCUGAUCAUUUAAAAUGUUGCACUUUGAAUUGCUGCUUAGAAUUUGACUCCUUUUGGGGAAAAGAUGGUGAACAUAGACCAGGUGCCGUGGUCAGCCCCCUCUUCAACGCUCCGUCAGAUUGGUCAAACUGCAGCUCUGUUCAAGAAACCCUGAUGUGUUUUGUUACUUGCUGAUUGUCUCGUCUGUGUUAUAAACACCACAGUGUGUAUCGGUCCAUUCUGCCCAACAGUGGUUGUUACAUUCGGCUGUGAUAAGCAACAAAAAACAAGGGCAGUAGUGUCUAGAGGUGCUAAUAAAUAUCAUUAGGCUGUAUUUUCGUCUUUCAUUGUAUUAUUGACCAGUGUUAACUGUCUGUAACACAGUAGAGCAUAAAGACGUCAUUUCACUAUUAAACAAUAUAAACAUAUUACUGAAAAUAUG